CCGGGGUCAUCGAUUUGAAUUGAUCUUUUCUCAUUCAAUUGUUUACAAUUCAAAUCAAGAACCCCCCAACAAUAUAGAAAAGUUUUAUAAUUUGCCGAAAAACAGUUAAAUUACUUAAAUUAAAUUGUAAAAUCAUUCAAGAUGGUAGAAGAACAUUCAGAUUCAGGUUCAGAAAAAUCGUCAGGCUCGAGAUCCAGAAGCUCAUCAAAAAGUAAUGGUUCGGGCUCAAGAAGUCCAUCUAGAAGCCGUAGUCGGUCCAAAAGUGGCAGUAGGAGUGGAAGUGGCUCUGAAAGUGGUAGUAAUCGGUCAAAAAGUGGAUCCAGAAGUCAAAGUCGUUCGAAAAGUCGCAGUCAAUCGAAAAGUGUGUCCAGAAAAAGCAGUCGAUCAAAAAGUGGAUCUAGAAGAAGCAGUCGUUCGAAUACUGGUAGUCCACAAAGAUCCAGUAGUGUACAAAAAUCCCGUAGUGGAUCUCCACAAACAUCCAGAAGUAGAAGCAUACAGAAAUCACAUAGUGGAUCUCCUCAAAAGUCACGUAGUGGAUCCCCUCAAAAGUCACGUAGUGGAUCACCUCAAAAGUCUCGUUCUGGAUCACCUCAAAAGUCUCGUUCUGGAUCACCUCAAAAGUCUCGUUCUGGAUCCCCUCAAAAGUCUAAAAGUCGUUCACCAGACAGUAGACCAAAAACACCAGAAAAGUCUAGAAGUGAAAGUCCAGGAAAGUCUAAAAGUAGAAGUCCACAAAAGUCUCGAAGUGCGUCACAAGAAUCAGAGGAAAUUGGUACGAGAAAAAGGAAAAUAAUAUCAGAUUCUGAGUCUGAUGGUGAAAAAAAGAAGGAAACACCACAAAAACGAAGUAAAUUGAUUGACACUGAUAGUGAUGAUUCUGAUAUCGAUAAUAAAAAGCAAGAGGAAAAGGAUGGAAAGAAUGUUAAUUCCUUGUUUGGUGACGCUGAUGAUAUUAGUACAGACGAUGAUGCAAAAAGUGAUAAAAGUGAUAAAGAUGAUGAUUCUGACAAAGAGUCAGAUCGUAUAAAAAGAAGUGGAAGUGACGACUCUAUGCGUCGAUCAAGGUCUCGCAGUCGUAGCCGUGAUGAUCGUGCAAAAACUGAAGAAAAAGAGCGUACACCAAUCCCAGAAACUAGAAUUGAUGUUGAAAUUCCAAGAAUUGUAUCAGAUUUAGGAAAGGAUAUUCAUUUUGUAAAGCUUCCAAAUUUCUUAUCUGUAGAUACACGUCCAUUUGAUCAAGAUACUUACGAGGAUGAAAUUGACGAGGAAGAGACAUUAGACGAAGAAGGUAGACAGCGAUUAAAAUUGAAAGUUGGUAAUACAAUUCGUUGGCGAAAAUUUAUUAAUAAUCAAGGAGAAACUGUUCAGGAAUCGAAUGCACGAUUUGUUCGAUGGUCAGAUGGAUCACUUAGUCUACAUUUGGGUUCUGAAAUAUUUGAUGUCUAUAAGCAGCCGUUACAAAAUGACCAUAACCAUUUGUUCAUUCGUCAAGGAACUGGAUUGCAAGGUCAAGCCGUAUUUAGAACAAAACUUACAUUUAGACCACAUUCAACAGAUUCAUUUACACACAAAAAAAUGACUAUGUCACUUGCUGAUCGCUCUCAGAAAACAUCUGGCAUUAAAAUUCUCUCACAAGUUGGCCAAGAUCCAGAUCAAUUUCGUGCUGAAAAUAUUAAGAAAGAGGAAGAAUCCUUACGUCAAGUUAUGCGGCAACGAAAACCUGCCAAAGCAUCAAAACGUACAAAGAGAAUGCCUGGUACAGCUGGUUAUGAAAAUGAUGAAGGAUCAGAGGACGAAGGUGGCAUUUCCAUUGCUGCUAUUAAGAAUAAAUAUAAGAAAGGGAGUGUCGACAAUAAGCCAAUUUAUUCAAGUGACGAGGAUGAUGAUGGUUCUGAUGGAUCUGAUUUUGAUGCCAGAAAAAAGAAAAAGGAUAAAUCUAAACCAUUAAAGGCACUUAAUGAUUCAGACGAGGAAGGAGGCAACGAUAAUGCAAAGAAUGAUAAUCAUUCAGGAUCCGACGAUGAUAAACAUUCAGGCAAAGGAAGUGACGAUGGCAGUGGAAGUGAAAGCGAUGAAGAUUAAUAGAUUUAUUCUGUAAAUGAGUUAUAAAAUUGAAAAUAAUAAAAAAAUUUAAUUUUUGAUCAUAGUCUUGCCGUCUUUUUGGAUUUACUGCACGUGCUUUAAAUGUCUGUUGUAACUUGUAAUUUUCAACCAAAAAAGGAAAUUUAUUUCUUAAGUAUAAAGUUUGCAUACAAUAAAGUUAAUAAUCAACUACAGAAUGAAUCUUGUGGACAUCCGAUUUAAGUCCUUGAAUUUGACGCAUCAUGUCAUUAAGAAAUUCUUUAAUAGUUUCUUCCUGUUUUGGUGGUAAUGAAGUCUUGAUGCUUUCCUCGUUAGUUUUGGUAUAAUUGUCAAGAGCAUUCUUCUGGACCUCAUCUUUUGCCUUAAUUUGCUUAACGUCCGAUGCUAAUUUAUCAAUUAUUCCUUUAUAAUUCUUGAUUGUAUCGAUAAAUUCUUUUUCAUUGACAGCAGGAACUUUUAAUGAUGCUAGACGAGAAAUAUCUUGUAUUCUUUUCUGUAGGUUUUGCUGCUUUUCCAUAAUAUCUUCAUGCAUGUCAGCCAAUUUAUAAGCCUUCUCUUGGAUCUGUUCUUUACUUUUCAAAAGUUCUCCAAUUUCAUCCUUUUGUUGGUGCUUCAUUAGUUCCAAAAUUUUAAUUCUCUUGCUAAUUUCUUGUCGAACUUUAUCGUGCCUUGCAAACUGCUUUUCUCUCAUUAUUUGUAAUGUAUUCAUUAAUAACUGGAAGGUUUGCUGAGAUGAUGGAGGCUUAGUUUUAUCCAAUUGUAAAAUUGGCUGUGACACAUCAGAUUUUAAAAGUGCUCGAAUAUGUUGAUCAAAUGGUACUUUGUUAAGCUGAUCAUCAACUAUUUUCAUAUCUUGUAAUCUCGGUGCUUGAAUGUUCAAAUCAGUCACUAAUGGCAACAUUGUUUUUACAGUAUUUAAACUUACAACUUGACCACUACUCAUUACUGCAAAAAUUCCUGAAGGUAGCUGUAAAAUUCCGAAUCCAACAAUUGCAUUUACUUUCGAAUUAUUAAAUGCUUUAGUGCUCAAUAUAUACUCAGCUCUGGAUGGAACGUUUAAGCUCAAAUCCUGUUCAUUGUCUUGAUCUUCUAAAUAAUUUUGAAGCUUCUGUACAAAACCAAUUGUUAUGCCAUGUAAUCCAGUAUCAUGAUAGCAAAAAUAUCUCUGUUCAUUGACUAGAUCACGUUUCAAAUAUAUUGGGCAUGAAGUAGUAUCCGAUUUAUCAUCAUUUUGAAGUCCUAAUUCUAAUUCAAUGUUUUCCAUGACAUAUAAAGUCCAAUCAUUUUGUAAGACUGUCUUAGUUUCAUUUAAUGACAUUUCUGUGUUUGGAUUUUCAAUUAAUAAUGCAUGAUGUAAAAUGCCUGAAUUUUCAGCUAUAACAAUUGUCAUUGGAUUAGUUGGUAUCACUAGUAAUGAGCAUGAAUCAUCUCCAUAGUUAUCUUUUUGUGAAGGAGUCAUUGUUAUCGGACCUUGCAAGCGAGGUUUUUCAGUAUUUAAACCAGCAUUCAUAAUAUAAAUAGUACCAUUUCCUCUCAAUAUUAUAAUUACCCAUUCAACCUUUUUCUGAUCAACAUUUCGCUUUGGAAUCGAAAAGACUGAUGAAUCUUGAUAACUUUGAUCAAGCGUUGUAUUGUUUUGCGACUCUGUGCUGCUUACUUGUGGAGUUCCAAUAUCAAAAUCAAUUGCAGUAUAUCCAAGACUCUUUAAAUAAGAUAAAUUGUUAUCAGUUUGAUUUGGUAAAGGUCCGAUUCGCCAAAUAUGCUUUAAAACUCCUUCGUCAUACACUCUCAAUGUAUUAUCAGACAGUAAAACAAGAAGAUGAGAAUCUGUUGGGGAGUUUGGAUGCCAUUUUGCUUGAAUUACUUCCAAUUGAGACAUUGAAUGCUCGUGGAUGUUGCUUGUUUUACAUGUUAUUUGUUGCUUUCCAUCUUGAUAGAUUCCUUCAGUUCCGAAACGAUGAGGAAGUUCCAAAAUUGAUAACCCAUGUUUGCCGCUGAUUGACACAUAAGAACCUCCAAAGGAUACAGCGAUUUUUGAUACAGAAAAGUUUGGAAUUGAAGAUGGUAUUAAUAG
Chironomus riparius is the source of this 4159-nucleotide messenger RNA. The record is from the annotation of a GenBank genome assembly. NCBI's taxonomy places the organism in Eukaryota, Metazoa, Arthropoda, Insecta, Diptera, Chironomidae.